GUUUGUUUGGUUUAUUUUGACUCAGGUUUUAUUUGACCUAGCUGUUGGAUUACAAACUCAAAUGGCAUGUUUGUUCACAUCGCUUUUGUUGUUGGUUUUCGCGGUGUAGCCUACAGCUAGUUAAAUUACAGCAAUGUCAACGUGGAGCAGGCUGCACGUGAAAGUGCGGACGGCUCAUGGAUUGCUCAAUUUUACCUCCAGACGGGUGACACAACGGCACACAUGGCUGUACGGGCAAUCAACGUUGUGUCAAAACCUGAGUACAGGCAGACGUCUCCGAAACGACUUCUUCAAAGGUGGGAGACAUCAAAAGAAGUGCCGCUUACGCCAUUCUGCAAGAACGUGUCGGGAAGCAAGCUUCUCAUUCAGAAAUCCCCAAAACCUGGAGGCCCAGCUGGCAGCAAUGCGGAAGAAGGCUACGGACGCUCUGCCGGGGAGCAGCUGGAGUCCCCUGGAGGUGAACCCGAACCUUCCGCCGGAGAGGGCCGACAUUGUGAUCGUAGGAGGCGGUGUGGUGGGCUGGUCCAUCGCCUACUGGCUGAAGCAGAAGGAGAGGGUGCGAGGAGGGGUUAAAGUUAUCGUGGUGGAGAAGGACCCGACGUACUCCCAGGCCUCCACUGUGCUGUCUGCUGGGGGGAUCCGACAGCAGUUCUCUCUGCCUGAGAACAUCUACCUCUCCCUUGCCUCUGCAGAUUUCAUGAGGAACAUCAAUGAACACCUCUGCGUGUUGAACGAAGACCCAGUGGACCUGCAGUUCAACCAAUCGGGAUAUCUCUUCCUGGCCAGUGAGGAGGUGGCCCACAUCAUGGAAGAGAACUACAGCACCCAGAGACAUGCUGGAGCCAAAGUUUCCCUCCUCUCUCCGACGCAACUGAAGGAGAAAUUUCCAUGGAUCAACACAGAUGGUGUGGUGCUAGCAUCAUAUGGGUUGGAGAACGAAGGCUGGUUUGACCCCUGGACUCUGCUGAACGCCUUCAGAAGGAAAGCCAUCUCUAUGGGAGUCGUUCAGUGCUGCGGAGAAGUUACAGAUUUUAAAUAUACAACAAAGGUGGUGACUACCACUGAUGGUGAACACCUGGAUCUCAGGAGAAUAAAAUCUGUCAAAGUGCAGAUGCCGAACAGCCUGGAGUACCAGCCAGUGGAAUGUGCCAUUGUGGUGAAUGCAGCAGGAGCCUUUUCUGGUAAACUGGCAGAGAUGCUGGGAAUUGGCUCCGGUCCCAAAGACACCGUCGCUGGAAUUACUCUGCCUGUUGAGCCUCGGAAAAGGUAUGUGUAUGUGGUCCACUGUCCUGAUGGUCCAGGUCUAGACACUCCCUUCCUGAUUGAUUACUCUGGAGUUUACUUCAGAAGAGAGGGGUUAGGUGGGAACUACAUCGCUGGGACGUCCCCAGAGGAGGGGGAGGAGCCAGAUACCAGUAACCUGGAGGUGGACCACCAGUUUUUUGAGGACAAGGUUUGGCCCAGCUUGGCCAAUCGUGUUCCUGCGUUUGAGAAACUUAAGGUGACCAGCGCGUGGGCGGGUUUCUACGACUACAACACUUUUGACCAGAACGGCAUCAUCGGUAUGCACCCACUGAUCAACAAUAUGUACUUUGCCACCGGUUUCAGCGGCCACGGCCUGCAGCACUCCCCCGCUGUGGGCCGCGCUGUGGCAGAACUGAUCCUGGAUGGGAACUUUAAAACACUGGACUUGAGCGCCCUCGGCUUCAGACGCAUUCUGGCCCAGGAACCCAUGCUGGAGAGGAACAUUGUAUAGAAGAGCAGGAACCUGGACUCCUUUGACACAGCUGCCAAUUAUUACAUCUUUGGUCUUA
This is a messenger RNA of Micropterus dolomieu (smallmouth bass), 1814 nucleotides long. It is a transcript of the gene foxred1, whose product is annotated as FAD-dependent oxidoreductase domain containing 1. Lineage: Eukaryota; Metazoa; Chordata; Actinopteri; Centrarchiformes; Centrarchidae. The record is from RefSeq and is a predicted model, not a curated record. Gene Ontology annotation, molecular function: oxidoreductase activity. Gene Ontology annotation, cellular component: cytoplasm. The transcript has 11 exons. The coding region runs from base 134 to 1756 and encodes 540 amino acids.